GCCACUUCUGCCACGACACCACGAUGCGCAGGUACCUCGCCGGUCGCCGCCCAUGGCGGUCGCUUCUGGCGCUGCCAGGCCGCGUCGCCGGCGUUGGCCCUCGGCGCACCUCGUCGCUCAGCCCGGACCAACGCGGCAACCUCGACAUUUUGCGCACGCUGGCUGAGAGCCUCCAGACGAUGCCAAAGUCCUUGAACAAGUGGACAUCGGCCGACUGGUUCAUGCGGCUGACAAUGCUCUCGACGCACAACUCGACGCGCCACCAUGUGCGCCGCAGCCAGCUGCAUCGACCGGACGCCGUCCGCCUCUCGCUGGCCGAGGCAGCGAUCGACGCGCCGUUUCUGCACGAGCUGCCAUACUACAUUCGCAUCUGCGACGCCUCGUAUGCGUUCACGACCAAAGGCUUUCUGCGCGAGAGCAAGCUGUCGAUAGCGCCCGACGACAUUCUCCAGCAGGAGCCCGGCGGUGUCUUUGCGCCCAAGUACUACUUGUACGUCGAUCACGGCCGACACGAAGUCGUGCUCGUCAUCCGCGGCAGCGCCAGCAUCCAAGACUUUUGCACCGACAUGUGCAUGGACCACGAGCCCUUCCAGACCGGCUACGGCCACCGCGGAAUCGUUCACGCCGCGCAUUGGCUCGACUGGAAGCUACGUGACGACAUGAUCAACAUUGCUGCCGACUACCCAACCUACAGCGUACACGUCAUGGGCCAUAGCCUGGGUGCCGGCGCCGCAGCGCUCGUCUCGACGCUGUGGGCGACGGCGCUGCCUCGACUGCGCUGCCUUGCGUUCGCCCCACCGGCGUGCUUGACACUGGAGCUGGCCCAAGCGUGCGAAGGCCGCGUUGUCAGCGUAGUCUGCGGCGACGACUGCGUGCCACGGCUCAACAGCCACAACCUCGUGCGUCUCCAAGAAGAGGUAGUAGCAUUUGACAUUUCGGCGGCGCUGAAGAGCAUGAUGGCCGACGAGAUCGAAGCGCAAAAGUCGGUCGCGUCCGAGAGCUUCAAGCAGCUCCGCGAGGCCAUGGCGAUCGUCGACGAAAUGAAAGAGACAGCGUCGAGCAUGGUACAAGCCACGAGCACUAACGACAAGUCGGCCAUCAUCGACAAGCUCUCGACGCAGUGGGUCAAGCUCGCCAAGCCGGCGCUGCCGACCGUCGAAGCCGAUGUUGGACUCUUCCUCCGCGAAAACCGCGACAAGCUAACACAGCUCUGGACGACGGUCGAAGCGCAGGUGCAGCGCACCGAAGAGCUCCUCCGCCUCGACAAGCCCCAACUGCAAGCCCUCGCGCAGCUCAAAGCCAAACUCAACACCCAGGACAUGGUGCUUUUGCGUCAAAAACUCGAUUUUUUGGCGGUCAAGCCCGACAACGCAGCAACCAAAGAGAUCAUGGCCAAGUGGAGCCGGCUCGACGUCAAGGUCAUGGUGAUGGAAGGCCUCCUCAAGUUUUUGCACGACCCAGAGAGGAAGCGGCAGCUCAUUGCGCAGCUGGAGCUCCUACUUCGAGAGCUGGCGCGCGUCCGGUCGAGCAAAAAUACCGGCCUCAACGCGAUGCUGGAGCCCUUGUCCAACCAAGUGUACGAGCUCUUGGUCAAGAUCAAGUCUACGCUGCAACACGACAACUUGGCCGUGCCCCUCACAGCAAGCUUUACAUGGGACGCGCGGCCAAAGCAGCCGGCACCAGAGGCCGCGCCGGAAAAACUGCUGCCCUUUCUCGAGCGAAAAGUGUUUGAUAUCGUGGACGGGUUUUGCGACGAGCUUCGCAAGGAGACAACGUCCAUUCUGGAGCUGAGCCAAGCAGGGGACGGUGGUCUGGAGGCCCUACUUCAAAUGGAUCCUGCGCUCCAGACGGCACCGCUGUACCCCCCUGGGAAAGUCUACGUCCUUGAAAAAGAUCCGAGUGGGGCAACGCCAACUGUGUUGUCUGUGACGGCGGUGGACACGUACUUUAACCGGAUCAACGUCUCGAACGACAUGCUCCUCGAUCACCUCUGCACGACGUACGAAGCAUCCAUCCUCUCGCUCCUUCCUCCGCCUCCCGCAAAAGACAUGUAGCAUUUUUUUAAGUACGAAAUCGUACCUCGAAACAACGAAUUCCUACCUGAAACAACGAAUUCCUACCUAAAACAACG
Messenger RNA from Saprolegnia diclina VS20, 2131 nucleotides. RefSeq lists its product as hypothetical. The transcript has 11 exons. Lineage: Eukaryota; Oomycota; Saprolegniomycetes; Saprolegniales; Saprolegniaceae. The record is from RefSeq and is a predicted model, not a curated record. The coding region runs from base 24 to 2054 and encodes 676 amino acids. Gene Ontology annotation, biological process: lipid metabolic process.